Molecule: messenger RNA, 1651 nt
Organism: Aquila chrysaetos chrysaetos
Lineage: Eukaryota; Metazoa; Chordata; Aves; Accipitriformes; Accipitridae
Gene: CDK15
Product: cyclin dependent kinase 15
Biological process (GO): protein phosphorylation
Cellular component (GO): cytosol; cytoplasm; nucleus
Molecular function (GO): cyclin binding; ATP binding; cyclin-dependent protein serine/threonine kinase activity
Source: RefSeq, a predicted model, not a curated record
CCUAUCACUUCAUUACCUAACAUAUUACACUGAAAGUUGCUUAACUGGAAGAAAUUUGUACGAGCAGAAAGUUUGGAUUUAUUGCUUAAUUCUCCAUCUUCAGGUAUGAAAAAAUGUUGGCUGUUUUUGGAGGGCAUGUGCCAAAUGAGCUGAAAUCAGUGGAGCUACUCCAGGGGAGAAUUUGGAUCACUGCAUGUUGGACUUUCAAAGAAAAACUGCAGAAAUCACAAGACUGCUUGAGGCAGAGACCUCAUGCGAGUCAUAUGAACUGUUAUUACAGACAGAGGGAUGAGGAGGAGCAACGGAGGAAAAAAGAGAUACAUUUUAAUUGAAACAGGACAACAUGGGAGACAUGUUGUGUGUAAGUGCUGUCAGACCAGGAUGCUGCAGCUGCCGUUCAGAGAGAAGGGGUUCCCAACAUAUCCAAGGCCUUCAGCGCAUGGAAGCAGCAUCUACAGCAGAGCUGUCAGAUGUAACCAGAGCACCCCUUCCUCUACCCUCACUGCAGCCGCCGCAGCUCCACACCCUCCAGAGAUGGAGGUGCAGGACACAGAGGCCUUGGAGUUACGCUGAUCCUUUCCAGGAGCAGGAUGUUGUGGAGAGGUUCAAAUGGCAGAGAGAAGGCAUCUCGUUUGGAGCGACCACAUCCUAUGUACAUCUAGAGAAGCUGUGUGAAGGAUCCUGUGCAACUGUGUACAAGGGGAUCAGCAGGAUCAAUGGCCGGUUGGUGGCGUUGAAAGUGAUCAGGCUGGAGGCACAGGAGGGAGUGCCCUUUACAGCCAUUCGGGAAGCUUCUCUUCUCAAGUGUUUGAAACAUGCCAACAUUGUAUUGCUUCAUGACAUUAUCCCGACCAAGGAGACACUAACAUUUGUCUUUGAGUACAUGCACACAGAUCUAGCACAGUACAUGGGCCAGCAUCCUGGAGGACUUCAUUCGUGCAAUGUUAUGCUCUUCAUGUUCCAGCUUUUGCGCGGCCUGGCUUACAUCCACCAACAACACAUUCUUCACCGAGAUCUGAAACCCCAGAACUUGCUCAUCAGUUGCCUUGGUGAGCUCAAAUUAGCUGACUUUGGCCUUGCUCGUGCCAAGUCCAUCCCCAGACAGACAUACUCCUCUGAAGUUGUGACACUCUGGUACCGUCCUCCUGAUGUGUUGCUUGGAGCUACACAUUAUUCUUCUGAUCUAGAUAUCUGGAGUGCAGGCUGUAUAUUUGUUGAAAUGAUCCAGGGCCAGCCAAUAUUUGCAGGAACUUCUGGUACUCAUGAACAGCUGGUGAAGAUCUGGGCGGUAUUGGGGGUCCCAACUGAGGACACCUGGCCAGGACUUUCCAAGCUCCCCAACUAUAACCCAGAACUGGUUGCUUCCAGGAGACCUCAGAGACUCCGAGUCAUCUGUGACAGGCUGAGCAGGGUGCCAGCAGCAGAGGAUUUGGCCUCCAGGAUGCUUACAGCCUUCCCUCGAGGCCGGAUCUCUGCGCAAGAUGCGCUUCUUCAUGACUUCUUCAGCCUUCUGCCUCCUCAGCUCUACCAGGUUCCUACUGGACAAUCAGUGCUCACAGUUCCAGGAGUGAGACUGCAACCUGAAAUCUGUGACCUGUUUGCUUCUUACCGAAAAGGUCAUCUCUCAGGAGGUUCAAGCAAGUUUUGGUAG